GGAGCUUGUUGCAGGUGCUUCCUCUCUGUCUCUGUCUCUGUCUCUCUCUCCCCCCCUCCCUCCUUCGCAUAUUUCUUUUCUCCUCUUUUUCCAACUUUUCUCUUCUUUUUAUCUGUACUCUACUUUGUUCUCCCUCCUUCUCCUUCCUCUUCUUCUCUGAUUCUCUCUCUCUCUCUCUCUCUCUCUCUCUCUCUCUCUCUCUCAGUUGUUCGAGUUUCAACAAUGGCAGACAUAAGCUUCCCUCCCAUGGAACAGCUUCAAGACCUUGAGUACUGCAUAGACUCCAACCCACCUUGGGCUGAAACUGUUCUAUUAGCAUUUCAAAACUACAUUUUGAUGCUUGGCACAAGUGUAAUGAUCCCUUCAUUGCUUGUCCCAGCAAUGGGUGGAAAUGAUGGUGACAAGGCACGAGUAAUACAAACUCUGCUGUUUGUGGCUGGCAUUAACACCCUUCUUCAAGCACUUUUUGGAACCAGGUUGCCGGCUGUUGUAGGGGGCUCCUUUGCCUAUGUCAUCCCCAUAGCUUAUAUCAUAGGCGACUCAUCACUACAGCGAAUUUCUGAACCUCAUGAAAGAUUUAUACAAACAAUGCGAGCCAUCCAGGGAGCUCUGAUUAUAGCUGCAAGCAUACAAAUAAUUCUGGGUUACAGCCAAGUUUGGGGUCUCUUUUCACGGUUUUUCAGUCCUCUUGGUAUGGCACCUGUUGUUGGAUUAGUUGGAUUGGGUUUGUUUCAACGAGGAUUUCCUGCGUUGGGGAACUGUGUAGAAAUUGGGAUUCCGAUGCUGAUGUUGGUCGUUGUAUUAUCACAAUAUCUCAAGAAUGUGAGACCAUUGAGGGAUGUACCCAUUUUUGAACGGUUUCCUGUACUGAUCUCUAUCGCAAUCAUUUGGAUUUAUUCCCUGAUCUUGACUGGUAGUGGAGCCUAUAGAGACAAACCCAAUAAAACUCAACUCAGUUGCCGCACAGACCGAGCAAAUCUUAUAUCCACAGCCCCAUGGUUCAAGUUUCCAUAUCCUCUGCAGUGGGGUCCCCCUACAUUUGCAGCGGGGCAUGCAUUUGCCAUGAUGUCUGCAGUUCUUGUUUCAAUGGUUGAGUCAACUGGCGCGUACAAGGCAGCUUCUCGGCUAGCAAUUGCAACUCCACCUCCUGCUUAUGUGUUGAGUCGGGGCAUUGGCUGGCAGGGGAUUGGGAUUUUGCUUGAUGGCCUUUUUGGAACUGGGACCGGUUCUACUGUAUCUGUGGAAAAUGUGGGACUCCUUGGACUGACCCGAGUAGGGAGUCGCAGAGUUGUUCAAAUUUCUGCUGGCUUCAUGAUAUUCUUCUCAACCUUAGGAAAAUUUGGAGCUGUUUUCGCAUCUAUACCUUUCCCCAUAUUUGCUGCAUUGUAUUGUGUUCUCUUUGGCCUUGUGGCAUCAGUUGGUCUCUCAUUACUGCAGUUCACAAACAUGAAUUCUAUGAGAAACCUUUUCAUCACUGGACUUUCGCUUUUCCUUGGGAUCUCAAUACCCCAAUUUUUUAAUGAAUAUUGGCCUAGCCACCAUGGUCUUGUUAGGACCAAAGCUGGGUGGUUCAAUGCAUUCUUGAAUACCCUGUUUUCAUCACCAGCAACAGUGGCCUUGAUUGUUGCAGUGGUUCUAGAUAACACACUUGAGGUGGAGAAGUCAAAGAAAGAUCGAGGGAUGCCAUGGUGGGUAAAAUUCAGAACAUUUAGAGGAGAUAACAGAAAUGAAGAGUUCUACACGCUGCCCUUCAAUCUCAACAAGUUCUUUCCCCCAACAUAGCAAGGUUGAGCAAAAUCAGCAAAGCCAAACGAGUUCUUUUUCCUUUCUGUUAUAUCACCAUUCAUUUAACAAGAUGUAGUAGAGAUGGGCUUAUCUUGAAAAGUCCAAGCCAUGUUUUGUUCCCAUCUUCCCUUGUUCAUCCCUUCUAUUUUUUUGAGGGCCAUGUGUAGCAGGGUCCAAUUUAGGAUGGUAGUUUGUAGAGCCUUGAUCUAUGCUUCUUUGUAGGUUCUAAUUUAAUAAGAAAAUGUAAGGACCUUCCCUGUUCAUUAUUAUUUAAGCCCUCCUAAGCUCUUCUUUUUAGUUUGGAAAA
Molecule: messenger RNA, 2092 nt
Organism: Malania oleifera
Lineage: Eukaryota; Viridiplantae; Streptophyta; Magnoliopsida; Santalales; Ximeniaceae
Product: nucleobase-ascorbate transporter 1
Exons: 14
Coding region: 223-1782 (519 amino acids)
Biological process (GO): transmembrane transport
Cellular component (GO): membrane
Molecular function (GO): transmembrane transporter activity
Source: RefSeq, a predicted model, not a curated record